Molecule: messenger RNA, 1482 nt
Organism: Schistocerca piceifrons (Central American locust)
Lineage: Eukaryota; Metazoa; Arthropoda; Insecta; Orthoptera; Acrididae
Product: glycine-rich cell wall structural protein-like
Exons: 4
Coding region: 1-1254 (417 amino acids)
Source: RefSeq, a predicted model, not a curated record
AUGGGACGUAAAGCAGACGUUAAACCAGUUGUCAACAUCAAAAUGCUGAGUAUUCGCUACGAAACAAAAGAAAAUGAUUCUCUAAUAUACGCGGCAGUUAUAAGUAAUCGUAGCAAAAUACAGAUAGGUCGCAGCCUGGAGAGAGUGCAAGGCGAGCAGACGAUCGCCAGUGUAGCUGGCGGGGUCUGCCGGGGUCGCGGGUCGCGGCAGUGGCGGCUCGGAGCGCGCAGCCCCCACCCCAGCCGCGAUCCGGAGCUCACACACGCCGCUCACUUUUACCCGGGAAGGACUGGCGUUGCUCCUCCCUAUAUAAGCCGCCAGCGGCCGGCGUCUGCACGGCACUCGUCUCCUCUCCAGCAGCAGCCAGCAGCGCACUCACCAGCCGCGACCCAACGCUGCGCCAUGGCCUUCAGAGCACUGUUGGUGCUCCUGCUCGCGUCGGUAGUCCUGCACGAGGGAGACGCCGGAGGAUUCGGCGGGGGCGGAGGAGGCGGCUAUGGCGGCGGCGGCUACGGAGGAGGAGGGGGCGGAAAGAAGUACAUUCUUCACGUUCCCAUCAAAGUGAAGACGAUACAUAAAUACAACACUGUCUACAAGCACAUCAAGAAAGGCAGCGGCGACUACGUCGUUGGUUACACUAUAGAGGAUGGUCAUCAUGGAGGUGGAGGAUAUGGAGGAGGCGGAUAUGGAGGAGGUGGAGGAUAUGGAGGAGGCGGAUACGGAGGAGGUGGAGGAUAUGGAGGAGGCGGAGGAUACGGAGGUGGCCACGGAGGAGGAAUAGCCAUAGUGGGUGGAAUAGGGGGCGGUCAUGGCGGAGGCGGCGGCUACGGAGGCGGCGGAUAUGGAGGCGGCGGUGGUGGCGUGAAAAUCGCCAUCGUCGGAGGAAUAGGCGGAGGCCACGGUGGCGGAGGAUACGGAGGUGGCGGAGGAUACGGAGGCGGCCACGACAUAGGAGGUGGCUACGGAGGAGGCGGCGGCGGAUUCAGCAGUCACGGAGGAGACAUCGGGGGUGGAUACGGUGGAGGCGGUGGCGGCGGCUUCAGCAGCCACGGAGGCGACAUCGGAGGUGGAUAUGGAGACGGUGGCGGUUUCAGCAGCCACGGUGGAGACAUCGGAGGAGGUUACGGCGGAGGCGACAUCGGAGGUGGAUACGGAGGCGGCGGUGGUUACGGCGGAGGUGGCGGCUUCAGCAGCCACGGAGGAGACAUCGGAGGUGGUUAUGGAGGCGGUCACCACGGCCACCACAAGAAGUGAGGCUCCAGUUUUCUGCAGUGACGUCACGCUGCAGUCAUUCUCUCUCUCAGGGUGCGCCGGGCUGUGCGCCCAAAUUGCGGUCCUCGCAGGAACCGCUCCGAGCCAGUAACCACGGCUAUCAGCCAGUAACCACGGCUACCAGCCGUAACCAAGGCCCCGAAGGCGAGGAAGGAAUCGCUGUGGCCACUUCCUAGUCCCGGCAGCAGAAGCUGCCACUUCAACGUUGUG